Capra hircus (goat) is the source of this 2310-nucleotide messenger RNA. It is a transcript of the gene PKP3, whose product is annotated as plakophilin 3. Gene Ontology annotation, cellular component: adherens junction; plasma membrane; cytoplasm. The transcript is spliced from 10 exons. Gene Ontology annotation, biological process: cell-cell adhesion; cell-cell junction assembly. The coding region runs from base 1 to 1965 and encodes 654 amino acids. The record is from RefSeq and is a predicted model, not a curated record. Gene Ontology annotation, molecular function: cadherin binding. NCBI's taxonomy places the organism in Eukaryota, Metazoa, Chordata, Mammalia, Artiodactyla, Bovidae.
AUGACUGGCGGCCGGCAAGCUGUACCACAGCCACGUGACUUCGCCUUCUUCCUGUCUUGCCGCGAGCUGCUGGAGCGACCGGGCACGUGCAGCCUGGCCGACCUGAUCCUAGACCAGUGCCCCGACCGCGAGGCGCCGGUGCAGCAGAUGCUGGCGCAGUCCGAGAGGCUGCUGUUCAUCCUGGACGGCGUAGACGAAAUGUUGGCACCGGAGCCGGCCGAGGCCGCGCCCUGCAGAAACCCCCACGAGGCCGCGAGCGGCGCGCGGGUGCUGGGGAGCCUGCUGAGCAAGGAGCUGCUGCCCGCGGCGCGUGCCUUAGUGACCAGGAGAGGCGCCGCCCCCGGGAGGCUGCAGGCCCGCCUGUGCUCACCGCAGUGCGCAGAGGUGUGCGGCUUCUCAGACAAGGACAGGAAGAAGUACUUCUACAAGUUUUUCCAGGACGAGUGGAAGGCGGAGCACGCCUACCGCUCGGUGAAGGAGAACGAGAUGCUCUUCUCCUUGUGCUUCGUGCCGGCCGUGUGCUGGAUCGUGUGCACCGUGCUGCGCCAGCAGCAUCCAGCCGCGCUCUCACAUCUGCACGCAUCUGCACACACCCAUCCAUCGUUUGCACACUUGUUAACACCCGCAUGUCUGUGCCCGCAGGCCCGCAGUCUGCAGGCUGUGCCGAGACUGGUGAAGCUCUUCAACCACGCCAACCAGGAAGUGCAGCGCCACGCCACAGGCGCCAUGCGCAACCUCGUCUAUGACAACGCGGACAACAAGCUGGCCCUGGUGGAGGAGAACGGCAUCUUCGAGCUGCUGCGGGCGCUGCGGGAACAGGACGACGAGCUCCGCAAAAACGUCACAGGGAUCCUGUGGAACCUGUCCUCCAGCGACCGCCUAAAGGACCGCUUGGCCCGGGACACGCUGGAGCAGCUCGCAGAUCUGGUGCUGAGCCCCCUGUCGGGGGCAGGCGGGCCACCCCUCAUCCAGCAGAAUGCCUCUGAAGCCGAGAUAUUCUACAAUGCCACCGGCUUCCUCAGGAACCUCAGCUCCGCCUCCCAGGCCACUCGCCAGAAAAUGCGUGAGUGCCACGGGCUGGUGGACGCGCUGGUCACCUACAUCAACCACGCCCUGGACGUGGGCAAGUGUGAGGAUAAGAGCGUGGAGAACGCUGUGUGCGUGCUGAGGAACCUGUCCUACCGCCUGUACGACGAGAUGCCACCCUCAGCCCUUCAGCGGCUGGAGGGCCGGGGCCGCCAGGACAUGGGGGUACCCCCGGGCGAGGCGGUGGGCUGCUUCACUCCACAGAGCCGGCGGCUCCGAGAGCUGCCCCUCACGGCCGAUGCCCUCACCUUUGCUGAGGUGUCUAAGGACCCCAAGGGCCUCGAGUGGUUGUGGAGCCCCCAGAUCGUGGGGCUGUACAACCGGCUGCUGCAGCGCUGUGAGCUCAACCGGCACACGACCGAGGCAGCGGCCGGGGCGCUGCAGAACAUCACCGCAGGGGACCGCAGGUGGGCGGGGGUGCUGAGCCGGCUGGCUCUAGAGCAGGAGCGCAUACUGAACCCCCUGCUGGACCGGGUUCGGACCGCUGACCACCACCAGCUGCGCUCACUGACGGGCCUCAUCCGAAACCUGUCCCGCAACGCCAGGAACAAGGAUGAGAUGUCCACCAAGCUGGUGAGUCACCUGAUCGAGAAGCUGCCCGGCAGCGUGGGUGAGAAGUCUCCUCCAGCCGACGUGCUGAUAAACAUCAUAGCUGUCCUCAACAACCUCGUGGUGGCCAGUCCCGUGGCUGCCCGGGACCUGCUCUACUUCGACGGGCUCCGCAAGCUGGUCUUCAUCAAGAAGAAGCGGGACAGCCCUGACAGUGAGAAGUCCUCCCGGGCGGCCUCCAGCCUCUUGGCCAACCUGUGGCAGUACAACAAGCUCCACCGAGACUUCCGGGCGAAGGGCUACCGGAAGGAGGACUUCCUGGGGCCGUAGGCGAAGCCUUCCAGGAGAAGGAGAAUGCGAUGUGACCCAGCCUCCUAGGGAAGGGCUCAGCUCAGGGCUGCUCACCAGCCGGCCUGGAGGAGAAGGUUGAUGAUGGCCCAGGGGCCUCUCGCUGGAGCCCUGUCCGCAUGCAACGUGAAGGCCUGGGCCACGGGGGAGGGGAACGAGGGCUUGCAGCUGGGGAAUUGGCUUUUGCGGGGCAUAGGGUGGCAGGGCUUGAGGCUGCUCUGAUGCCUGGGGUGGUGGCCAGGUCACACUGGCAGAGGUGGUGCUGGCUGUGCCCCAGCGGUGCCUUGGGACAGCCAACAGUGGGAAUAAAGGUGGCCGUGGACGCAG